Quercus robur (English oak) is the source of this 3078-nucleotide messenger RNA. RefSeq lists its product as uncharacterized. The record is from RefSeq and is a predicted model, not a curated record. The coding region runs from base 1 to 3078 and encodes 1025 amino acids. NCBI's taxonomy places the organism in Eukaryota, Viridiplantae, Streptophyta, Magnoliopsida, Fagales, Fagaceae. The transcript has 5 exons. Gene Ontology annotation, biological process: DNA integration. Gene Ontology annotation, molecular function: nucleic acid binding; RNA-DNA hybrid ribonuclease activity.
AUGGCUGAGAUGCUCCUGAAGGCCCAAAAAUACAUGAACGCGGAAGACGCUCUAGCUGCCAUAAAAGAUACCGAGAGGCUAGGAGACAAGUUCAAGAGGGAAGACGACCGCAGAGGGCAAAAGAGAGACAGACCAGAACGUCGGAACAGUGACGGGAAUAGAAGGAGAGAUGACAAAAAUCCUCGUCAGGUAAACAGCGUCCACGCCAUUCCUCCGUCCAAGUACCAACGAACAUACCAAGAUAUGUCCUUUAAUGAAGGAGACGCCCGGGGAGUGAAGCAGCCUCACAACGAUCCCCUGGUCAUAGUGCUGAAUAUAGAAAGGUUCACUACCAGAAGGAUCCUUGUUGAUAACGGGAGCUCAGCGGAUAUCAUCUACCUCCCAGCCUUCCAACAGUUGAAGUUAGAUCCAAAAAGGCUUCGUCCAUUCGACUCUCCGCUUGUCAGUUUCAGUGGAGACAGGGUCUACCCCAGGGGUAUAGUAACUCUGACGGUGACAGCAGGAACCUAUCCGUUGCAGCUGACCAAACAAGUAGAUUUCCUGGUUGUAGAUUGCCCCUCGUCCUACAAUGUCAUCAUUGGGCGGCCUACCCUAAACAAGUGGAAGGCAGCAACGUCAACUUACUGUUUGAAGGUGAAAUUCCCAACAGACGAUGGUGUGGGGGAAGUGAAGGGUGAUCAGGUCCUGGCAAGGGAGUGCUACCAGGCCGUACUGGCCAGAAAGGAGAACCACACGUGGACGAUAGAAGAAAAAGAGGAAGACAGAGUGGAGGUCCUGGAAGCAGUGGAAUUGGUAGAAGGGAAUGCGGACAGGACAACCAGGAUAGGGACGACGCUAAGCCCUGAGAUGAGAGCGAGACUCAUAAAGUUCCUUAAAGGGAAUCUUGAUGUCUUUGCAUGGAGUCACGAGGACAUGCCAGGCAUAUCUUCAGAGGUCAUCCAGCAUCGACUGAAUGUGGACCCCAACAGGAAGCCUGUUCAGCAACGACGAAGAACUUUCGCUCCAGAGCGAGAUCAGGCAGUAGCAGAGGAGGUAACCAAACUCUUGACGGCUGGGUUCAUCCGGGAGGUAUACUACCCAGAAUGGCUCACCAACGUCGUCCUGAGAGGAAUAGAAGCCAAUCCAGAAAAAGUACAAGCUAUCAUUGACAUGGCCCCACCAAAGACUGUCAAGGAUGUACAAAAACUUACAGGCAAGAUAGCAGCUCUAAAUAGGUUCGUCUCUAGGGCCACAGAAAAAUGCUUGCCCUUUUUCAAAACCCUCAAGCAGGCUUUUGCUUGGACUGAUGAAUGCGAAGCAGCGUUCCAAGAGCUGAAGCGAUACCUGAGCAGUCCGCCUCUCUUGAGCCCGUCCAAAGGAGGGGAGAACCUAUACUUGUACCUGGCGGUGUCAGCCUCGGCAGUAAGCGCAGCCUUGAUUAGAGAAGAAGACGAGAACGGAACUACAGACGAAGUUGAUAAAUGGACAAUACAGACGGAUGGUUCGUCAGCCCAAAAGAGGGGGGGAGUAGGGGUCGUCAUAACUACCCCCGACGGAGAAGUGAUGAAAUAUGGAGUUCAACUGGAAUUCCCAGCCACCAAUAACGAAGCCGAAUAUGAAGGAAUAUUGACGGGCUUGAGGCUUGGAAAAGCUCUUGGUGCCAAAAGUUUGCUGGUCCAGAGUGAUUCAAAGCUAGUAAUCGGACAGAUCAGUGGAGAGUACGAGGCAAAGGAAGAAAGGAUGCAGAAAUACCUUAAACUGACGAGGCAAUUAGCUCAGGAGUUCGACACAGUGGAUUUCGUCCAGAUACCAAGAAACCAGAAUAUAGAAGCUGACGAAGUGUCGAAGCUAGCGUCGUCAGAAGCAGGAAUGACGAGCACAGACGUGGCAAUAGAAAUUCAGAAAUACCCAAGUAUUGAAGAGGUGGCAGUACUCACCACCCAGAGCACAAACACUUGGAUGACGCCCUUAAUAUCCUUCCUCCGAGACGGACACUUACCUCAGAAUACUGACGAAGCCAGAAAGGUCAAAAAGAGAGCGGCCAGGUUCACGAUCCUAAAUGACGUAUUAUACAAGAGAGGCUUCUCUAUGCCUUACCUAAAGUGCGUCAACAAGGAUGAGGCCAAAUACAUCCUAGAAGAAGUACACGGAGGAGUCUGUGGCGACCAUGCCGGCCCCAGAUCCCUAGUAAACAAGGUAAUAAGAGCGGGGUACUUUUGGCCAACCAUGCAGGGGGAUGCCGCUGACCUCGUCAGAAGAUGCGACAGAUGCCAGCGGUACGGGAAUGUACAACGGCUUCCAGCAGAGAAGAUGACGACCAUAUCCUCCCCAUGGCCAUUCGCGCAAGCAGAAGCCCUAGCAACCAUCACUGAGGCUCGGAUCCAGAGCUUCGUGUGGAAAAACAUAAUCUGCAGGUUCGGGAUCCCUUUGACGAUCAUAUCUGAUAAUGGGAAGCAGUUCGACAACCAAGGCUUUAGAGAGUUCUGCUCGGACCUCGGGAUCAAGAAUCAGUUCUCAUCCUCGGGACACCCCCAGGCAAAUGGACAGACGGAAGUAACAAACAGGACGUUGCUCAAGAUAAUCAAAACCAAACUGGACGAAGCAAAAGGUGCCUGGCCAGAAGAACUGCCUAGUGUCUUAUGGGCAUACAGGACUACAGCCAGAACCCCGACAGGAGAGACACCUUUCAGGCUUACCUACGGCGCAGAAGCAGUGAUCCCAGUAGAAGUUGGAGUAACAAGCAUCAGGCGAGGAGCUUUCAGAGAGGGACUCAAUGACGAGGGGUUGCGGUUCAACCUGGAUUGCUUGGAUGAAGUAAGAGACAAUGCGUCCAGUAGAAUGACAAAGUAUCAAAAGAAAAUGGCAGAAUAUUACAAUAAGAGGGUCAAACUCAGGCGUCUGGCCAUAGGGGACCUCGUCCUUCGCAAAGUCACUAUAGCUACUAAAGAUCCUACUCAAGGGAAGCUGGGCCCUACAUGGGAAGGGCCAUAUCGCAUCGUUCACUACUCUAGGCAAAGGAGUUACCAUCUGGAAACUAUGGACGGACGAAAGCUCCCUCGUCCUUGGAACAUUGAGCAUUUAAAGAAAUACCAUGAGUAA